GAGGAUUUCUGGAGAUAUAAGCAGGAACCUCCUCUGUCACUUGUUGGCACUGGGGCUGUGGAUCUUCUGGUGAAGAAGGACUGAUGAGUCCCCCUUGGCUGGUAGUGUGAAGUCAUGGCUAUCCUGUUCGCUGUUGUGGCAAGGGGCACGACCAUCCUUGCCAAACAUGCCUGGUGUGGAGGAAACUUCCUGGAGGUGACUGAGCAGAUCCUGGCGAAAAUACCAUCUGAAAACAACAAACUGACCUAUUCACAUGGGAAUUAUUUGUUUCAUUACAUCUGCCAAGACAGGAUUAUAUACCUCUGCAUCACAGAUGAUGACUUUGAACGAUCCAGAGCCUUCAACUUCCUGAAUGAAAUCAAGAAGAGGUUUCAGACCACAUAUGGCUCAAGAGCACAGACAGCCCUUCCCUAUGCAAUGAACAGCGAGUUCUCAAGUGUCUUAGCUGCGCAGCUGAAAUACCACUCGGAGAGCAAGGGCACCGACCAGGUGGCAGAGACGCAAGCUCAAAUCGAUGAACUUAAAGGAAUCAUGGUUCGAAACAUAGACCUUGUGGCACAAAGAGGAGAGAAGCUGGAGUUGCUGAUUGAUAAAACAGAGAAUCUUGUGGAUUCGUCAGUCACUUUCAAAACGACCAGCAGGAGCCUCGCUAGAGCCAUGUGUAUGAAGAACCUCAAGCUUACCAUUGUCAUCGUCAUUGUAUCAAUUGUUAUCCUCUAUAUCAUCCUGUCGGUUGCCUGCAGUGGGCUUACAUGGCCAAGCUGUGUGCAGAAGUAACUGGAGGCAGCUGGUGCUGGUCACUUGGAGAUGAGAAUCACAGGAGUGUGAAGAAGCAACCUACAGAAUAACUCUUAAUCUCUCACUACUGACACCUUCUCAUUCUUCCAUCCCUCCAGGACUUCAGACUCUGCCUUAUCACCCCAAACAGGCCCAGCUGGUCACUGCUCCUGUGCAGCAGUAACCUUGAGAAUGGGCUGUUUUAAAUUACUUG
Molecule: messenger RNA, 991 nt
Organism: Balearica regulorum gibbericeps (East African grey crowned-crane)
Lineage: Eukaryota; Metazoa; Chordata; Aves; Gruiformes; Gruidae
Source: RefSeq, a predicted model, not a curated record